CUCUUUGCGUCACAGAAUUCAGGAACCAAUUCGCUUCGGCUCGUCCAUCUUCAACUUGGUUAGGCCCCCGUUGCAGAUGAUGAGUCCGUUGAAAGUUGCGUAAGGCUCUUGGCGGAAACGGUUGCCUUCAUCCAGUUGCGCAGUGUCAAGCUUGUUCCCGCGGGAUAACGAAGGUGCUCUCCGUCAUUCCAGUUUGGAAAAAGUGGAUUAGCUGUUGAGGAUGUUAUGCCAGUCCUCCUUAUGUUAAUUUCUUGAAGAUAAAAGGUGACUGUCCACACUGCCUUGGAGAACUCAUCAGCAAACAUCAUCAACACUGCAACUCCAACAGCCAAACUCACACGCAUUUCCACUCCGUACUCUUGUCGUAUAUCGCCUUAAAAUGUCUUCUUCACACGCAUCUUCGCUUCGUCAAUCCGAGCCGCUCCUCCCACCAAAAUCUCUGAAGGAGCCUGUCGAGCCAUUAUCCCCUCCCGCGUCCACGGCCAUCAAAGUCUUGUCCGUUGUUCGAAUUGCCGUCGGAGCGGCGUUCACAAUAGCACCUCGCUUCAGCUUUGCCCUUUCGCAAUUCCCGAUUCCUGCGGCAUAUGCGUUCAUGCCCCGACUCUUCGGCAUCCGCGACCUGGCUCUCGGCGAGCUACUUCUCACGGCUGAAGACAAGAACAGUCCAGACGGUGGCAGGAGGGAGAUCAAGCGUACCCUCUGGGCGGGUAUUGGGUGUGACCUUGUCGAUGUUGCUGCCGUGGCAUAUGGAGUGGCUAACGGGACGCUUCCGAAACCGCCAGCGUUGAUUAUCGGGGGUGGUGCAAUUGCAUUCAUAGCAAUGGCGACGAUCGGUAUGCGUGGCUUGGAGAAAGAGAAGGCUCGGGCAUGAUUGAAUCAAG
This is a messenger RNA of Westerdykella ornata, 881 nucleotides long. RefSeq lists its product as uncharacterized. Lineage: Eukaryota; Fungi; Ascomycota; Dothideomycetes; Pleosporales; Sporormiaceae. The coding region runs from base 380 to 871 and encodes 163 amino acids. The transcript has a single exon. The record is from RefSeq and is a predicted model, not a curated record.